AUGGUCCUCCCGUUAUUGAAGCUUGGGACUCUUGCAUUGAAAACUCUGAGCAAACCCAUUGCUAGUAGGCUCAAGGCCGAGGCUGGGAAACACCCCAAGUUCCGUAACAUCAUCGUCAACAUGGCCCAGGCUAACCAUCGUAUCACAACAACAAUGCAAAGACGCAUUUAUGGUCAUGCAACUGAUGUUGAGAUUCGGCCUCUAAAUGAGGAGAAAGCCGUUCAAGCUGCUGUGGACCUUCUUGGGGAAUUCUUUGUAUUCUCGGUUGCAGUAGUCGCUCUUUUCUUUGAGGUGCAAAGAAAUUCUAGAUCGGAAGCUAGAAAGGAGGAACUUCGUAAGAAAGAACUGGAGGAUAAUGUACAGUUGUUUUCAUUUCCUCUCUACAACUACCGCCAAGUGUUCGACCCUCUCAUUGUCUGA
Molecule: messenger RNA, 420 nt
Organism: Ilex paraguariensis (yerba mate)
Lineage: Eukaryota; Viridiplantae; Streptophyta; Magnoliopsida; Aquifoliales; Aquifoliaceae
Source: the annotation of a GenBank genome assembly